This is a messenger RNA of Struthio camelus australis, 7441 nucleotides long. The record is from RefSeq and is a predicted model, not a curated record. NCBI's taxonomy places the organism in Eukaryota, Metazoa, Chordata, Aves, Struthioniformes, Struthionidae.
UGCAGGUUGCUGUGUUGAUGAAAUCCAUAUCUAGUUCACCCAGUCUUCCAGACAACGUGCUCCAUGCUCUGAGCCCCGGAGGAGCUUGGCGUUCUGAAAUGAAGAUGGAGGCGGUGGGAAAAGCAGAAGAACUCGUUGAUUCAGAAGUUCCACCAAAGACUUCUGAAAAGCCAGAGACAGCUCCUGAUGAAGAUGGACCGAUAGAACUGGAGACACAAACUCAGAAAGAUAAUGCGCCCGCUGUAGCAGACUCUACAGUGCUCUCCUCAAUGCCUUGCUUACUGAUGGAACUGAGGCGAGACUCCUCGGAGUCUCAGCUGGCAUCUACAGAAAGCGAUAAGCCAACGGGUGGUCGAGUUUAUGAGAGUGACUCUUCUAAUCAUUGCAUGCUUUCCCCUUCUUCCAGUGGGCAUUUGGCUGACUCAGACACAUUGUCUUCCACAGAAGAGAAUGAGCCCUGUCAAGCUGAAGCUGCUGUAGAAGGCGACCCUUCUGGGGUGUCUGGGGCUGCAGUCGGGAGGAAAUCCAGGCGAUCCAGGUCCGAAAGUGAAACUUCAACAAUGGCCGCCAAGAAAAACCGACAGUCUAGUGACAAGCAGAAUGGCAGAGUUACCAAGGUAAAAGGUCAUCGAAGCCAAAAGCACAAAGAAAGAAUCCGGCUGUUAAGGCAGAAACGGGAGGCAGCUGCUCGCAAGAAGUACAACCUGCUGCAGGACAGCAGUACCAGUGAUAGUGACCUGACGUGUGACUCGAGCACGAGUUCAUCAGAUGAUGAUGAAGAGGUUUCAGGGAGCAGCAAGACAAUCACUGCAGAGAUACCAGCUGGCUUCAGUCGUGCUGGGGGAUCUGGAGGAGCGACCAGGGAUAUUCCAGGAUUGCUUGACAGGGGCACCGUGUGGGAUAGGAACUGCAUAGGCAAUGUCCUGGAAGAGGCCAUGAACUGCUUUGCCGAGAUGCAGAGGCAGACAGAGGAGAAAUUUCGCAUGUGGAUAGAAAAGCUAACCCGUCUUGACACGGAUGAAGAAAGCAAGCAACAACUGGAGCCCAGGGAGCCUAAAAUGCAACUAGUUGGCCAAAGAAUCCCCCCUACCACGCAGUCAGGGGCAUUCAUGCAGAUGCCUGAUAGCCAAGUACUUCCGCAGCAGUCGUUUAAUUCUUACGUGGGCUAUCAAAAUGUUGAUGCUACGCUAGAGUUUCCAGCGACUUUUAAUAACAAUUUUCCACCUAUCUUUCCAGAAAAUGGGAAUAUUGCAGAGCAUGAUUUGAAUCAGUCACAAACUUAAAACAAAUUAACUUUACAAACUUGAUGUUGCUUUGGAUUAUGCUAAAAGGUUUGCUUCUCUCUUCAUAUAUGUUUGUUUUGUUUUUUCUCUUUUGGGUUUUAUUACCAUGAUAUCAUUUUUUUUAUUUAUAGAGAAUGUAUAUGUAGUUUAAAAAAACCCAGCACACAGUACACCCACGCGCAUGUGCCAGCACACACAUACAGAUACUUUUAACAAAAGAACCCACUCUAAGCUGUCUUCCCCAAACUUGGGAAGAUAGAAUCCUUGUUUAGAUACCCCAGAAUCAGUAGAGCUGUGUUUGUUACAGUAGGAGCACUCGGAGUAUUCGUCCAAAUGCUCUUUUUGCAUGUUAAAGCAUUUAUAUGAUGAAAUCAGCUUUAUAUUUAAAGAUGCAAAGUACCCUAGAGAAUGAGAUUAGAUACAGACCCAUAACAUUUCCUUAGCUGUCCUCACUCCAAGUUUUACAACUGGAACAUGUCACACAUUAGCUUUUCUUCUUCCUUUUAAGGCAGAAAUCAUAAAUAAGCUUACCCUAAAGACUUAACUAUAUGUAACGAAUGUGCACAACUAUUUUUCAUCUCCCAUUUAGUAGUUCAUUUUUUGUCCAGAGCUUUUAUAAAUGUCACUGCUGUGUUGCAUAUGGUGUAUUUAGAGGAAGCGGCUGUAUUAUAUUGUGUGCACAGAUACCCAAAUAUAUACAUACACAUGUAUGUAUUCACCUUGGGUGGAAAUCAUAUCUUCUAAUUUUAGGUGCCUAGUUUACUCUUCUGCCGAGCUCCUUCUGAGUCAAUGGAAAGAGAUAAGCACCUACAAAGAUACCUCCUGGCAAUGUCUUUCUCUCCUAUUAGUUGUCUAAACUCCCUGUAUAAACAAUUUAGAAUAGAUAACUUUCAGCUAAAGUGGGGUGAGAUGAGUCACACCCAGAGUAUGUGUGUGUGUGCAUGCAUGACCUGUGUGCACAAAACAUUGCUGCUUUCUGAUGUAUAUACGGUCAAACUGUAUCUUUCCUGCUGGAAUAAAGAUAGUAGUGUCAGUCCUGAGAUAAGCAGCUGUGGAUGGAUGCAUUGAGUCCUGGCACAGGAAUUUAAAAUAAAAGGCUUAAUAGUCAAAUUAGUAAACACUGUGGUGGUGUGAAGGUAUGGUUUGCUGGUCUGGAUCAGGCAGUAAGAGCCUCUGAGCCGCCUUUGGAUGCCACUGAAAUCAUUAUUUACUUGUGAUUGGGAAUGCCGGAAUAUUAGUUUCAUUUAAAUAAUACAGUAACUUGCUAUUGUGUGGAGUUUUUUUAUACUGAUAGCUAUCUUGAAUAGGCAGGCUUGAAACUGUGAUGUUUAAAGUAGGAUUAAUUUAAACUAUAUAUUAGAAACACUUAUUUAAUUCUUCUAUUAACAAUACACACAGGGAUUUUUGGUCACCUCUCUAGUAAGGCCUUCCUUCAUAUGAAGUAACUUCUCCAUAGCUACCAAAAAUGUAUAUUUAUCAUCAGUUAGGAUUUGUUAAAAGUUUCUAAUACAAAUCAAAUCAAAAUAUAGUAAUGGAAAUUAAAAGUUUUUGCAUAGAUAUAAUUUAAGCAAAAGAGAACAUUGUAGGUGUCUCUUGGCUCUGUAAUCUUGUUUUUUAAACCUCAGUCACUUCUGAAUUUUUUCAAAUUAUUUUAGUGUAAAAUAAAUUUAGUGAAAAUACCACUGUAUCUUCUGUAGGCCUGAUUUCCACCCUCCUCCAAAAGUCAGUGGGAGUUUUUCCAUCAGUAUUCGUGGGUUUUGUAUCAAACCUGUAAUGGGAACUCCAGAAACGCGUUUCAUUCUCAGUUUAAUACUAACGUUAGCGGGUUAAUAUUCUUCUUGGCCCAGACUUUUUUUUUUUUUUUUUAAAGUAUAUGAUGCCCUCAUUAAAAAACAAUGAGCUUAGAGAGCUGUAUUAUUUUCGGAGUAACUGUUUGAGAGACUAUGCAGGGGAUAAUUUUUAAGUACUCAAAUUCUUUACAGAUCACCUUCAUGCAUAAUUUUGAUACAAAGAUUUUGAUAUGAACUUGUAAGAAACUCCCUAGUCUGAAGUUGCGUGCAUCUCUAUAGGCAAACUUUAAAGGAGUUAUUUUGUGUUUAAUUGCAAUUUCAUAAACUUGUCCUCACCUGUUUAAAAGCCAGGAUCCUUCAGGGAAGAUUAAUUGCUGAUUUAAAAGAUACUGAAUCCUUCUGGUGUUCAUAGAUUUGAUAUGUAUACCUUCAUGAUGAUAAGAGCAGCAUAUUUUAAAGCAUGACAGCUUUACGCAUCUUCCCAUGCAUGCAGAAGUGGCUUUUUGCAGUGACUGUUUUUUUUUAAAUGUGUAGGAGUCACUUAACUCAGUAUGUCUGUAAGCAUGCCCUUCACAAUUUUUAUAAAAUAGUGUCUAUAGAGCAAUUAGGUAUUUUGAAACAAAUGGUGUAAGGAGAUCAGUUGGAUUUAUUUUUCUCUCAGACUCAUGAAGACUUUUAUGUACUGAUCUCAUGAAUGGAUAAUAGUGGAUAAUAAUGAAUAACUUUGUUAGGGACGUAGCCAGGGAAAUUCCUGCCAACCUUCAGCAUCUUGGUUAGGUAAUUUUUUUUAAAAAAAACUGAAGCUGAUCUUUAAGCAUAUAAAUAAGAUACACAUUUGGAUUUGGUUACUAUAGGCAACGAUAAAAACCUAGCUGUUACUACUGUUUUUUUUCAUGUAAACAACAAUGAAUAUGAAAGAACAAGCAGCGGAUUAUAGCAGCUGAAUAUACGGAUUUUUAAACUAUGCUGUUUCUAGGGUGAAUUAAAUCAAAGGCAUCCAGAAGCCUGAUGAGUUUAUGGUUCACGUUAGGUAUAAUUUUAACUUCCCCAUGAAAGCUAGAUAGUAUUAAGAAUACCUGUGCAAGAGCAGUGGCUGUAAAUGGUUUUGUAAAUGGUAAAUAUUAUUUUGUUUGGUCACUCUUUUCCUUUGCCUCAAAUAUGGAGCAAGAUCGUCAGCUGUCAGAAAUCGGCUCCUUCAAAGUGGAAGUAGAGUUUGGUUCAGACAGUUGAAUAUCUGCUCCUUUAGCUUGUUUUCUGUGCGAGGAAGUGUGUUUCUCCUUCUAGGAGAUGAGGGGAUUGCUUCGUUGCUGUCCUUUAGGUGUAACACGACAUGCUUGAUGGAGAUGAUUGCAGAAUUGGCAGGUUGUGCAAUUAAACAGAAGCAUCUGUCAUCUUGCGUUGUAUUAUGCAUUUAAAAGAUGCAGCCUAUUGCAGGAAGCUGACCUUCGUAUCCUGGUGCUAGUGAGGAGUCUGUUAUUUCAGAUGUAUGUGCAACAGCGUUUGGCAUGUCUUUGACAAAACAGACUUCUGGAUUCCCGAUACGGCAUCCAAUUUCAGAUUUUUUUUUUUCUUGGAAAACUGGAAAUAUUUUUGCUGUAUUAUAUAACUACAGUUAUGUUUGUCAUGGUUUCCAUUAUAAGCUCUUAUUUUCAAAAGGCUUUGACUACAAACUUUCAGGGAGUUAAAAUUUCUUCAGCUGAAAUUUUAACAUAAGUUUUAAUCUUAUCCACUCACUAUUUUAAUAAAAUAGUUUGGCCUUAUUUAAGGGUAUCAGAGGAAAACUGUUCUCUCCAAUGUGGAGCUAUAACUUUGAAUGUAUUUGCAUGCUCAGAUAUCAACUUAUUACUUCAAAACGACCAAAUUUAAGUUGAGGGAGAAAUCAGUAGGAGUUUUGCACAGAUGUGGAGGAUGAUAGGUUAUAAUUUAGAGUUUCUCUAAUUACACUGUGUUUUAUACUUCAGAACGGAGUGAAGAAACAUUCUAGUUUCUUUAAAAAAAAAAAAAAAUUUACUUGUGAUCUUACAGUUUUCCAUGAAAGAAUAAAUGCAUUGUCAGAUAUUCAGCUGGUGUAAAUUGGCAUAAUUCCUGUGUUGAUGGUGCCGAUUUAAAACCAGCUGAUGAAUCUGGCCUAUUCAGUUUUAUACGUUGGCGUUCUUAAUGCUGCAGUAGGUGUUGAUGAGCACGGCAGACAUUCGUGCGUGAGAGUAAGAGGACGCUCAUGACCACAGAUUCAGGGUUUAGUUGCAGGUGAAACAGAGCUACUUCAUUAAUAUAUAUAUAUAUUUUUAAACUAGUGCAAAUGAAACAGAAAUCUUGAUAUAAAAUCUAAAUUUAAAUGUCACUAAGGAUCCCUGUCCAACUAACAACUCGGUAAAUGAAAAUUUAAAGGAUCUGCUCCUAGAGUUGGACCCUGUGCAGAAAUCCCUAGAAGUCUCUCGGGGUUUCGAGGGGGUAUGAUCGCAGGCUCGGAGGCGGCUGCGUUUGGGCCGCUUCCCUCCCUUUAGCGGGGUAUGAUGACAAAGGUCUAUAGGAAAUUCCACCCUUGACCCGAGUUAGUUCCGCAUCGUUUUAUCUGAAGGUUUGGGGUUUUACUUCACAUGCCUUUAACGAAAUGUCUGUACUUUCAGGUUUUAGUCUGAAAAAACUGUUUUUUUCCAGGUAAAUUUUGUUGGGUAUGUCAAGGAAAGGUAGUGAAACUAGUCAGGGUUUCUGUUGCAAAAAAUAAAUCCGCUAAGGGGAGGGGGGAAGGAAAAAAGUUCUCAGAUCCUUCAGUUAUACUGAGCUUCAAUUUUACUUGUAACAAUAUUAGGACAAAGUAAUUCAGGCAGAAAUACGCAUCUCAGAUAUUUCGUGAGUUCUCAGUGUCUUUUAGUGUUCUUGCAGGAUUGUUACGCUAUUUUGUCAGAGCUGCUAAAGUUAAGAAUGGAGGGCCAAUCUUAACUUAAACUGAGAUUAUAUUUGGCAAUUAUUUUACAAAUUAAACCAUAUUUAUUAUCAAUGAUUUUUCUUGUUAAUGUAUUUUUUCUCUUCCUGUAUCACGUGCUGUAAAUGUGUGGGUUUUUUAAUACUAUUUCAAGGUCAUUAGAAGUUAAAUCUUAGCCCCAUUAAAACCCAGUAGAAAAUUUCUACUCGUUUCAACGGGGCUAGUAUUUCACCUCACCUUAAAAACAGAGCUUAGUCUGCAGUUCAGGGGAAUACCUCAGUUGACUUUAAUGGGAGCCUUUGCCUGAUCAGAGCGCGUAGGUCGGGCCCACGGGGUAGAUGGUUGAUUCAGAAUCAAAGCGAUCGAGGUCUGCGCUGUGGCCCCUGCAGUUACCUCUGAAAGUAUUUGAGCAAUUGCGCUGUAAAAUUUGUACUGUAGAAGCUAAAUACUCAGGCUGAUUGAUAAAAGAUGGACAGUACCUUGCAAAACGUGAAGCUCAGAAACCUGCCUUUCUCACAAAUGGGAUCUCUCUUGUACGGUGGUAGGUGUUAGAUCAGCGAAAUGAAGGCACAUGGAAGAAAAAAGUGUAUUAAGUUUAAAAAAUAAAAAUAAAAAAAAAUCCGCUGCUGUGUUCAGUCUCAGACUGAUCAAGCAGAGGCUUAGCCUGGCCCAUGCAAGUUUUGCAUUUUGUCCUCAGCAGUCUUUCCAUGGGAAGAUGCAAUUUCCACCCAUAACCUGGUGGAGGAUUCUGGAGGGGCGGGUGCGUGCGUUUGCCUGCCUUUUGCUAAUGUAACUUGUAUCAACAUAGGGCUUUUUUGGCUAGCAGAGCUUUGUAGGAGUAGGAUGUGACUGUUUUCAAAAUCCUCUUGCUACGCUUCUGCAAGCAAACCUCUGGGGUAGAGACCUGGCUUAUAUGUCUGUUUCUGCACUUAAUCAGUCAUCAGGUGGCAAAACAAAUGAUAUGAUACAUGUCAAAUAAAAAGCGCACAUCAUUUCUUGGAGUUUUCAGUGCACAGCCACGUUCCAUGUGCCUUUGCUUAACGCACAAGGAAAGUAACUUUAUUGGGUGUUUGUAUAUAAUUCAGUGAAACAAAUCCAAGAUAUUUUCCAUCUAGUCAUCAAAAAGCCUGAAAGAAUGAAUGUUGAGCAGCAAGACUUGAAUUUUUUGAGAUCUCUUUUGGUGUGAUAUAUCAAAAAUGAUCCAGUCUGAGAACAGAUGCUCAUUUAAUCAUGUCGUUUUGAUUUUAUUAUUACAGUUUAAAAAAAAAAAACAAAAAACUUUACUGUUUGAAAUGAAGGAAAAUAUGAGGAACGUGAAUUUCAUCAAUAAUUUUUUUUUCACCUUAUGAUUUUAGGGAGAAUGUUGUUACACUACUAUUGUUUUUAUUGUAUUUACAGUGUAUCCUUUACCUAACCUUGUAAAUUUUGAAAUGUAACUACUGUAA